GAGACAAUGUCGAAAAAGUCAGAGUUGUUACCAUCAACGUUACCAAUUCCGUAUUGUUGUUUAUAAUCUCCCUUGAUUUUGGUUAUAUAUUAAAACAAAACUAAAAUAUCAACUUGAUUAGGAUUUCCGGUUUAAUCUAUCUUAAUUUAGUUCCGGUUUAAUCAUCAAAAACCCCUUUUGGACUGGAUCAAAGACUAAAACAUUUCGAGCUUUUUUUAGCUCGUAGCAGCUUCUUCUUCUUCUUCUUCUUCUUCUUCUUCCUCCUCCUCUCAAAAAAAACCUAAUAAUAUUUCUCCGAUGGGUGGAAACAAGCAGAGAUGGUUCUCUUUCCACCAAAGAUCCUCUUCAGCCACAGCUACAACUUUACCACAACACAAACACGACGAGACUCCACCGGAGUUUCUUUGUCCCAUCACCGGGUUCCUCAUGUCUGACCCCGUCGUCGUCUCCUCAGGUCAAACCUUCGAGCGUCUCUCCGUUCAAGUCUGUCGUAACUUAGGAUACAUACCGGAUCUUUUAGACGGUACCCGACCCGAUUUCUCCACCGUCAUCCCCAAUCUCGCCAUGAAAUCCACCAUUUUCAGCUGGUGUGACCGGAAAAAAAUCGACCACCCUCGUCCUCCUGAUUCCGCUUACGUCGAAGGCGUGGUUCGUGCCCGAAUCGAUAAAGAUCCGAACCCGAGUCCGAGUCCGAAAGCGUCGGAGCCUGAGACUCUCCCUCCUGUUGAAGAGAAUUCACCAUCGGAUUCGGAUUACGACGCUGUGAUGGAAGCGAUUAGAGCUCGAUCCAAGAGCUCAAUGUCACCGACGACGUCUCUCGAGUCGGUUACGAUUGGUCAGAGUCCGUACCACCCGGUUCGUGCCGUCAGUAUGUACUCCUUUUCUUCAACUACUUCUUCUUCCUCUGGUGUCUUCGCUGGAGCUGACAGUCCAUUUCGUAACGCUAUCUCUUUCUCUUCCUCCGAUCACUCUUCCUCUCCGAUGUCGCCGGAAGAGGAAGAGAUCUUCAACAAAUUGAGAGGUGUCGACAUUUUCGACCACGAGCAAGGUUUGAUUCUUCUUAGGAAGAUGACGAGAUCUAGCGAGGAUCUUAGGGUUUCGCUUUGUACAGAUCGGAUUCUCUCGUUUCUCCGGUCACUGCUUGUUUCGCGGUACAAUCUCGUACAGACUAACGCCGCAGCGUCUUUGGUUAAUCUCUCGCUUGAGAAACAGAACAAAGUGAAGAUCGUACGGUCAGGAUUUGUUCCUUUGUUGAUCGAUGUUUUGAAAUCGGGAACGACGGAGGCGCAGGAACAUGUUGCCGGAGCUUUGUUUAGUUUGGCGCUUGAAGAUGAGAAUAAGAUGGUGAUCGGAGUUCUCGGUGCGGUUGAGCCGCUUCUUCACGCGCUUCGUUCUUCUGAGAGCGAGAGAACUCGUCAAGAUGCAGCGCUUGCGCUUUAUCAUUUGUCGUUGAUUCCGAGCAAUAGAACCAGGCUGGUUAGAGCUGGUGCGGUGCCGACUCUGCUUUCGAUGGUUAGAUCCGGCGAUUCGACUAGCCGGAUUUUGUUAGUUCUGUGUAACCUUGCUGCUUGUCCAGACGGAAAAGGCGCGAUGUUGGAUGGUAACGCGGUGGCUAUUUUGGUAGGGAGGCUCAGAGAAGUCGGAGGUGGUGAUUCCGAGGCGGCGCGUGAGAAUUGUGUGGCGGUUCUGUUGACGUUGUGUCAAGGGAAUUUGAGGUUUAGGGGAUUGGCGAGCGAGGCGGGAGCAGAGGAAGUGUUGAUGGAAGUGGAAGAGAACGGGAACGGACGUGUGAAGGAGAAGGCGGCGAAGAUUUUGCAGGCGAUGAGAGGAGGAGGUGACGGGAGAGAGAGUGAGUUUGGGGAAAAUGCGGAGGCGCGUGAGUGGAACCGUAUGCUUGAAGCGACUGCGUUAAGUCGGAAUCAGUUUCAAGGAGGGCAAAGUGGGGGUUUUGCUUGCUCCUCCCAGUUCUAGCUUCUUCUUUUUGUUAUUUAAUCCUUUUUUUUUUUGGGUAUCUCUUUGGUACUUUACCUUUUUUGGUAAAAUGUUAUCAUAUUUUGCCUUUUUUGUUUGAUAUAAUUUUAAUAUGGGUGUAAAUUAUUAAUUUUGUGUGAAUUGUAAUUUUUGAUUAUUUGUUUUUUUUUUUCUUUUCCAAUCAAAUGACAAAAGUGAAAUGUCCAUUUGUGUUUGUAAAGAAAUGUCUAAUGUUUUUUAUCCGA
Messenger RNA from Camelina sativa (false flax), 2216 nucleotides. Its product is annotated as U-box domain-containing protein 41. Lineage: Eukaryota; Viridiplantae; Streptophyta; Magnoliopsida; Brassicales; Brassicaceae. Gene Ontology annotation, molecular function: ubiquitin-protein transferase activity; protein binding. Gene Ontology annotation, biological process: protein ubiquitination. The record is from RefSeq and is a predicted model, not a curated record.